AUGACUAAAAAGAAAUCAAAGGCUUCCUCUUCCAAAUCAUCAUCAACUCCGUCCACAGAACAAGGCUCUUCUUCCUCUGCAUCAUCGUCUGCAUCAUCUUCCGAAUCUACGACCGGUGUGUUUGAUGGAGCUAUUGGCAUUGAUUUUGGUAACCAUAAUUGCACCGUCUCGUAUUUUAACGUUCAACAUUUGCUUUCAUCAUUUCCAAAUUUAAAUUCAUCAGCAGCUUUAACUUUAUCUCCGAAUAAGCCAUGUUAUGCUGCUACGGUGAUUCAACCUGUUCAAAAUAUGAACAGUCAUGUGGUUAUUAUACAGAAUGAAGAUGGUGCUCAUCAUACACCUUCCGUGAUUACAGUGAAUACAAUUGUUGAAGGGGAAGGAACAGAUCAUGAAACUACAAGAGAGGAAAUUAUUGUAGGAUUUCCUCCACUUCCAGGAGCAUCACUAGCUCCAGACCAAGUAGUUUCCGAUUUGAAGGAAUUCAUGUUGGAAGAUGAGGAACGAAUGAAGAAGGAAAAUUCAGAAACUCCAGAACAGAUUACUUUCAAUGGAGAGGAAUAUUCCCAAGAUUACAUGGUUAGCUUGUUAUUGGGAAAGAUGAAAAAUAUUUCAGAACAUUAUUUGGGAAAGAAAGUGAAAAAGGCAGUCAUUAGCUGUCCUUCAAAUUCCCCACAUUGUGAAUCGGUCAUUCGGAAAGCAUGUGAAAAGUUGGAUUUAAAAGUUUUAACAAUUCUCAAAGAACCUAUUGCUGCCUUAAUUGGUUAUGGGUUUGAUUUACCCAAGCCACAAGAAAAUGGCGUUGCUCGAAAUGUUUGUGUGAUUGAUGUGGGUGCUUUGGAAACAAAUAUUUCAGUAGUGAAAGUUACAGAAAAUGGUCUGUUUGAAAUGAUAAAGAGUGAAUCGAAACGACCACUGGGAGGAGAAUCUAUCGACCAAGUUAUGAUUCAAAUGUGUCUACAAGAAUUUAAGAAGCUCUAUUACAAGAAUAUGUCUGAACCCAUGUUCCAACAAGAAGUUGGAAAAAAUAGAAAAGUCCAAAACAAAUUAAGAAGAUCAUGUGAAAAUGCCAAGAUUGUGCUAUCCAACAAUCAACAAGCCAUGGUUGAAAUUGAUUCAUUGUACGAUGGUUUAGAUUUCCAAUUCAAGGUCACUCGUGCACGAUUUGAAAGUUCGGUCAUGUCAAUUUUUGGAAGCAUUAUUGAGCAUGCAAGACAAACAGUAGACUCGUUGACAGAGCAAGGAUUUUCAGUUGCAUCAAUUUCCGACGUGGUUCUUGUUGGAGGUUCUUGCCAGAUACCAAAGUUAAGGGACAGUAUUCAAACACUGUUUUCUCAAGCCCAAGUGCAUGACUCGGCUGUUGAAGACAGCAUUGCAGUGGGGUGUGCCAUUCAAGCACAUUUGAUACACAUGUACUCACAUUUAAUGAGCAACAAAACCAAAUAG
Molecule: messenger RNA, 1443 nt
Organism: Naegleria lovaniensis
Lineage: Eukaryota; Heterolobosea; Eutetramitea; Acrasida; Naegleriidae
Exons: 1
Coding region: 1-1443 (480 amino acids)
Biological process (GO): cellular response to unfolded protein; protein refolding
Cellular component (GO): cytoplasm
Molecular function (GO): ATP binding; ATP hydrolysis activity; misfolded protein binding
Source: RefSeq, a predicted model, not a curated record